Rotaria sordida is the source of this 1632-nucleotide messenger RNA. The record is from the annotation of a GenBank genome assembly. NCBI's taxonomy places the organism in Eukaryota, Metazoa, Rotifera, Eurotatoria, Philodinida, Philodinidae.
AUGUAUUCAGCUAUUAUUCGUCAAGUUAGACGCAAACUAUUGUUCUCAAAUACUUUACGCACUUGUCUUACAUCUAAAAUGGAAGCUUCUUCGAAGAGUCAAAUUGAUAUUGUUUCAAACAAUUUACCGGAAGGUAAUGAAGUAAUGGGUGCUCAGCUCAUUGCGGAAGCAUUAAAGAAACAGGGUAUCGAAUACAUUUUUGGUGUAGUUGGUAUUCCAAUAAUUGAAGUUGCAUUUGCUGCUCAACAGUCACAAAUUAAAUAUAUUGGAAUGCAUAAUGAACAAUCUGCAUCUUACGCUGCAUCAGCUAUUGGUUAUUUGACAGGAAAACCAGCUGUAUGUUUAACAGUAUCGGGACCUGGUCUUAUUCAUGCUCUUGGUGGUAUGGCAAAUGCUCAAAUUAAUAAAUGGCCAAUGGUAGUCUUAGCUGGUUCUUCUGAUCAACCACAAGAAUCUAUGGGUGCAUUCCAAGAAUUUCCACAAGUUGAAGCAGCACGACUAUUUUCAAAAUAUGCUGCUCGUAUAUCAACACUUGAGCGAGUUCCAUUCUUUGUUGAAAAAGCUGUUCGUUCUUCAAUUUAUUCACCUUCAGGUGUAAGUUAUCUUGACAUUCCAGGUGAACUUGUUACUUCUUCAAUAGAUUCAAAUCGUAUUGAACAAGUACCAAAAUAUAAAUUACCUCCAAAACCUGCUGCUAGCCGUGAAUCACUCGAUGAAUUUUUCAAUUUACUUAAACAAAGUCAAAAACCACUUGUAAUCAUUGGAAAAGGUUGUUCAUAUGGAUUUGCUGAAGAAGAAGCAAAAAAAUUUAUUGAACAAUAUAAUUUACCAUUUCUUGCAACACCUAUGGGUAAAGGAACAUUAGAUGAUCGUCAUUCAUUAUCUGUAGGUGCAGCACGUUCAACUGCAUUAAAAGAUGCUGAUUGUAUUAUUUUACUUGGAGCACGUCUUAAUUGGAUGCUUCAUUUUGGUAAACCACCUCGUUUUGAUCCAAAUGUUAAAAUAAUUCAAAUUGAUACAGAUACACAUGAAUUACAUAAUAAUGUUCAAAGUGCAUUAGCAAUUCAAGCUGAUCUUAAAACAGUAUUAAAACAAUUGAACGAAAUUAAGACAAAUUGGAAAUAUGAUGCAGCAACACAAUGGUGGAAUUUACUUAGAAAGAAAUUGACUGCGAAUAAACAACGAAGUGAUGCUCUUAUUAAUUCAACAGAUAGUUCUAUGCUUAAUUAUUAUUCAGCAUUUAAUGCAAUUCAAUCUAUUCUUCCGCAAGAUGCAAUCAUCGUAAGUGAAGGUGCUAAUACAAUGGAUAUUGGACGAACGAUGUUACUGAAUUCUAAAGCUCGUCAUCGGCUUGAUGCUGGAACAUUUGGUACAAUGGGUGUUGGUCCCGGUUUUGCAAUAGCAGCAGCUGCUUAUUGUCAAGAUUAUGAGCCUGAAAAACGUGUAAUUUGUGUUGAAGGUGAUAGUGCUUUUGGUUUUAGUGGUCUUGAAUUUGAAACAGCUGCUCGUUAUAAUCUUCCAAUUAUAUUUAUCAUAAUUAAUAAUGGUGGUAUUUAUGCUGGUAUCGAUGCUGAAUCAUUUCAAGAAGCGGCUAAAAAAGAUGCUGCUUUAAAGUAUAAUUUCAUUCUUUAA